Mollisia scopiformis is the source of this 956-nucleotide messenger RNA. RefSeq lists its product as uncharacterized. Gene Ontology annotation, biological process: positive regulation of cytoplasmic translation. Gene Ontology annotation, cellular component: cytoplasm. Bases 93 to 842 code for a protein of 249 amino acids. NCBI's taxonomy places the organism in Eukaryota, Fungi, Ascomycota, Leotiomycetes, Helotiales, Mollisiaceae. The record is from RefSeq and is a predicted model, not a curated record. The transcript has 2 exons. Gene Ontology annotation, molecular function: translation regulator activity; zinc ion binding; mRNA binding.
GAUCCAGUCAGACAUUUGCCUCCCGACACUUUAAAGUGGAAUGAUGACUUGUUUAUCUCUUUAACCUCCAACCUCAUCACCGAACAUCAUCCAUGCACAUAGCUAACACAGAGCCUAGUCAUACCAAGGCUGAGUGUACCAACGAGGCUGUUGCUCGCGAGUUCACUGGUACUUGCCGCCUCUGUGACCAGCAGGGACACCGUGCCGCAGAUUGCCCAAGCAAGCCUCCGACUAUCUGCCGCAACUGUGAGCAAGAAGGCCACGAGGCUUUGACGUGUGAAAACCCCAGAAAGAUCAAUCGUGAUCAUGUCAAGGAUGUUUCAGGAGAAGUUGCGUGGGAGGCGCUUCGAGCUGCUGUCCUUGACCAUGAUCUUGAUGAUCUUAAGGAAGCCGCCGAGCAGUACAUCAAGGCUAAUCCAGAUACUACCUAUCUCACGCUUGAGAAGGCCUUCCGAAGCCAGGGCUUGGGUGUCUAUCUCAUUGCGAUUGAGAAGGAAUUGGGCAUUACUUACACCAACAUGGACUUGCAAGGUAACCUUGACAAGACCUACAAUGUUCAAUGGCGCUGGUCCCCGAAGUCUGCUCGACCAAAGGAGGCCGAUGGCUGGCCAACUCCGGAAGAGAACUUGGAGCGUUUGAAUGAUGCUGGUGUAGCCGUCGACAGAGGCAUUCCUAAGUGCAACAACUGCAAUGAGCUUGGUCACACUCGUGCCAAGUGUGAGCAAGACAAGAACGAGACCGAUCGAGCAGAGGUCAAGUGUUACAACUGUGACACCGUUGGUCAUCGAGUUCGUGAUUGUAAGUCGUACUCCUUUUCGUUGCUGGACAUCGCUGAUUCGUGAUCUUAGGCCCCAACCCCCGAGAGGAUAAGUUCGCUUGCCGAAACUGCAAGAAAUCUGGCCACUCGUCCAAGGAAUGCCCCGAGCCUCGUUCUGCUGAAGGAGUCGAGUGCAAGA